Dibothriocephalus latus is the source of this 1125-nucleotide messenger RNA. The record is from the annotation of a GenBank genome assembly. NCBI's taxonomy places the organism in Eukaryota, Metazoa, Platyhelminthes, Cestoda, Diphyllobothriidea, Diphyllobothriidae.
AUGUAUCGUCAAGACUAUUCAAAUACAGCUUUCGAAACGUGUGUACACUUGGACACACAAAAGUUGACGGAAGUGAACUUCACGAGCCAGCUGCCCCAAUUCCUGGAAAAUUCCCUCAGUGGGCAUCGGAGGGAACAUCUCCUUUCACCUGUCUACAAGAUGCUUACAACGCCCUCAGUUGUUGUGUCUGAACUUUGUCGAUAUGUUGUCGAACACGACAUAAAAGGCAUUGAAAUUUUUCAAUCUUAUCCAAUGGAGCCGCUACCAUUUUUACGACCUGAAUAUAGAAAACAUUUCCGUUUGAACACGGCUUUAGGAAAAAUCAAACAUAAAGAUGGGCUUGUGCAUGGAGCUUUGAAUGAUGGAAGUGCGGACUUCAUUCCAAUCGCAACAUCAGAAUUGCCGUUAUUAUUCCGAAAAAGGCAUAUUAAUAUUGAUUUCGCGUUGGUUACUUUAACGCCUCCAGAUAAACACGGAUUUUGCUCCCUUGGUGCAAAUGUCGGCUCAUGCCGUUCCGCAAUUCAGAAUGCAAAGAUUAUUAUUGGACAAGUGAACCCACUUUCUCCGAAUACCUAUGGGGAUUCAACCGUUCAUACGAGUCAAAUCGAUUUUUUUAUGUACGGCCCACAACAAUUUGUUUAUCCGGCCCAUCCUCCACCAUCCCCCACCGAAACAAAAAUUGCCAGACUUGUAGUUGAGAAUCUGGUUGAAGAUGGAGCAACAAUUCAGUUAGGAAUUGAUCGCAUAUCAACUGCAGUGGGAUCUAUGCUGGUAAACCAUAGAGACCUCGGAGUACACAGUGAAGCUAUCACCGAUGAAAUUGUUGAUCUCGUUAAUCUGGGCGUUAUUAGUAAUGCAAAAAAACAUGUUCGACGUGGUCGAAUUGUGGCAUCGUAUGCAAUUGGCACCCAGAAAAUUAUGGAUUUCAUCAAUCUCAAUCCCAGUGUUUCCAUGUGCGAUAUUGGCUGGACAAACCUUCCUGAAGUUAUUGCUCGGAAUCCUCGAGUGACGACCGUCAAUCCGGGUAUGGAGAUUGAUCUGACAGGCCAAGUUGUGUCUGGAGGCAUAGCUGAUGAUAUUACCAGCGGUAAGUUGAUUCUUAACUGUUUUUGUUUAACCUUUUAG